Molecule: messenger RNA, 160 nt
Organism: Paraglomus occultum
Lineage: Eukaryota; Fungi; Glomeromycota; Glomeromycetes; Paraglomerales; Paraglomeraceae
Source: the annotation of a GenBank genome assembly
UGAUCAACGAACAGGAGGCAGAGGAAGAAAAACGGAUUCUUCGAAAAAGUCUUCCAUAGAGCAACACCUGCAAACACCAUCAUCGGCCAUGGUCAGGUCGCCUCCGCCACCGAUGGCCCCACAAUCGUUGUAUGAAUUGACACUUAGUCUCUCGUCUUAA